AUGGCUCCGGAAGGAAAGUUGCCUUCUAUUGUCCAGAGCAAGGCUGCUGCCCAGUAUAAGCCUAUCGAGCUCAAGGAGGGCGAGGUUCUUUUCAGAUACGAGUUACCCAAGAGAUUCAGAUACUCUCCACCAAGUGCCUUGGAAGCCGAGCAAAUUGACAGUGGAGGUGCCACUUUUAUUUACUAA
This is a messenger RNA of Sungouiella intermedia, 186 nucleotides long. Lineage: Eukaryota; Fungi; Ascomycota; Pichiomycetes; Serinales; Metschnikowiaceae. The record is from the annotation of a GenBank genome assembly.